Molecule: messenger RNA, 1934 nt
Organism: Pseudoliparis swirei
Lineage: Eukaryota; Metazoa; Chordata; Actinopteri; Perciformes; Liparidae
Gene: tnfaip6
Product: tumor necrosis factor, alpha-induced protein 6
Exons: 6
Coding region: 328-1113 (261 amino acids)
Biological process (GO): negative regulation of inflammatory response; cell adhesion
Molecular function (GO): hyaluronic acid binding
Source: RefSeq, a predicted model, not a curated record
GUGUAUAUCAAACAUCAUCAUCAUUUUCUUUUUUCCUACACCUGAGGACUGAGGGGGGGGGGGGCUGUCUGCAUGUCGUGUGUUUUUAAUAAUCCAUAAACAUUCAUAUGACUGCGGUCUGAACACCACGUGCUGCCAAGAUACAUGUGCCCCACGUGCAACUUCUCAGAGGAGUUACCUGCGGUGUGCUUGUAUCGUAAGACAGGCCCCGCCCACUCCCCCCUCCCCCCUCCACACCAGGUCCGGUAUAAAGGCCGCUGUGGACGCGCAGGGGAGCGCGCUCCUGGACACAUCUGGAGCGAGCAGCUGCGCACGUAGAGCGGCACGAUGCGCUUCUUCGCUCUGCUCUGGACGCUCUGCUUCCUGCUGAAGGAGGUGCGCGCGUGGGGCUACAAGAACGGGAUAUUCCACAACUCCAUAUGGCUGGAACAAGCCGCUGGAGUUUACCACCGGGAGUCCCGCAAAGGGAGAUACCAGCUGACCUAUAGAGAGGCCCGGGCCGUCUGCCAGUACGAGGGGGGGAAGCUGGCCACGUACGACCAGCUGGAGGCGGCUCGUCAAAUAGGGUUCCACGUGUGUUCCGCCGGGUGGUUCGACAAAGCCCACGUGGGCUACCCCAUCGUCAAACCCGGAGUCAACUGUGGCUUCGGGAAGCUGGGCGUGGUGGACUACGGGGCCCGGCGCAACAAGAGCGAGCGCUGGGACGUCUACUGCUACAACCCGGACUCCAAAGAGUGCGGCGGCGUGCUGACGGAGCAGCUGAGGGUCAUCCAGUCGCCCGGCUUCCCCGAGGAGUACCAUGACGAGCAGAUCUGCAGCUGGCACAUCCGGGUGCGCCUGGGCCAGAGGAUCCACCUCCACUUCCUGGAGUUCGACGUGGAGGAGGACGUGGGCUGCCUGGCCGACCACCUGGAGGUGUACGACAGCUACGACGACAUCUCGGGGUUCGCCGGGAGAUUCUGCGGUGAUUAUUUACCCGAUGAUAUCAUCAGCACAGGCAACGUGAUGACGCUGAAGUUCCUCUCGGACGCCUCCGUCACGGCCGGCGGCUUCCAGCUCCGCUACGUCGCCUUCGACGCGUCGGACCGGAAUCACACGCAUCACCUCCACUGACCCCGCUGGAUGCACUCACACCUGUACUCGUGAGGUCACCUGUACUCGUGAGGUCACCUGUACUCGUGAGGUCACCUGUACUCGUGAGGUCACCUGUACUCGUGAGGUCACCCCGUUGUACUCGUGAUGUCACCCCAUUGUACUCGUGAUGUCACGUGUACUCGUGAGGUCACCUGUACUCGUGAAGUCACCUGUACUCGUGAGGUCACCCCGUUGUACUCGUGAUGUCACCCCGUUGUACUCGUGAUGUCACCCCAUUGUACUCGUGAUGUCACCUGUACUCGUGAUGUCACCUGUACUCGUGAUGUCACUUGUACUCGUGAGGUCACGUGUACUCGUGAGGUCACCUGUACUUGUGAUGUCACCUGUACUCGUGAUGUCACCUGUACUCGUGAUGUCACCUGUACUCGUGAUGUCACCCCGUUGUACUCGUGAGGUCACCUGUACUUGUGAUGUCACCUGUACUCGUGAUGUCACCUGUACUCGUGAUGUCACCCCGUUGUACUCAUGUCACCUGUACUCGUGAGGUCACUUGUACUCGUGAUAUCACUUGUACUCGUGAGGUCACCUGUACUCGUGAGGUCACUUGUACUCGUGAGGUCACCUGUACUCGUGAGGUCACUUGUACUCGUGAUGUCACUUGUACUCGUGAGGUCACCUGUACUCGUGAGGUCACUUGUACUCGUGAGGUCACCUGUACUCGUGAUGUCACCUGUACUCGUGAGGUCACUUGUACUCGUGAUGUCACCUGUACUCGUGAGGUCACUUGUACUCGUGAGGUCACCUGUACUCGUGAUGUCACUUGUAAUCGUGAGGUCACU